Molecule: messenger RNA, 1131 nt
Organism: Centruroides sculpturatus (bark scorpion)
Lineage: Eukaryota; Metazoa; Arthropoda; Arachnida; Scorpiones; Buthidae
Product: cytochrome P450 4C1-like
Exons: 7
Molecular function (GO): monooxygenase activity; heme binding; oxidoreductase activity, acting on paired donors, with incorporation or reduction of molecular oxygen
Source: RefSeq, a predicted model, not a curated record
ACAUAGCAGUAGGAGUUUCUCUACAUUCUCAGACUACGAACGAUCAAGAAUAUGUGUCCGCAAUACACAGAAUUUUGAAAAAUUUUCCUGAAUGGACAGCGAAUCCAAUGUACUGGCUUUCCCCAAUUUUCUUCAUGAGUAAAAUAGGAAAAAAUUACAAGAGAGACAUUGAAAUAAUUCAUCGUUUCGACGAAAAGGUUUUCAAGAGAAAAAAAAUUUUUUUUGUGAAAAAAAUGCAGCAGCAACAUUCCUUAGAGAAAGAAACAAAUAAUGAAGAAGAACCAAAGAUGAAAACAAAAGAGCGUAUUAUCGAUUCAUUGUUAAAUCUUCAUGUUAAACAAGGUUUAAUAUCGGAAGAAGAUGUUAUCAGUGAUAUGGAAGGCGCUAUUUUCGCGGGUUACGAUACAACCGCCCACGCUAUGUCAUGGACUCUUUAUUUCCUGGGAAGAUUCCACGAAAUACAAGAGAAAGUGUAUGUGGAAUUGCAAGAAAUUUUCAAAGAUGAUAUGAAUAGGGAUAUUACUAUCGAAGACCUGACGAAAAUGACGUACUUAGAAUGCGUAAUUAAGGAGUCGAUGAGAAUCUAUCCUCCUUUUCCUUUAAUUUCAAGAAAAAAUCUUUCGGAAAUGAAAAUAGGUAAUUACGUGUUGCCUGCAAAUUCGACUCUUGUCAUAAGUAUCUGUAAUAUUCAUCAUAAUCCUUCUGUUUACGAAAAUCCCGAAGUGUUUAAUCCAGACCGUUUUUUACAUGAAAACUAUAAAAAUCUUCAUCCUUAUGCAUUUCUGGCAUUUUCUGCAGGUCCACGAAAUUGUCUCGGAAAUAAACUCGGCAUAGUUAAAAUGAAAAUGGUUUUAGCAAAUGUUCUUCGUAAUUUUAAAGUUUACUCUUUGGAUCCUCAAGAUAAGAUCGUUACUUCUGCGGAAGUUCUUUUGACUCCAAUAUCAGGUAUAAGAAUGUGUGUAGAAAAAAGAUGAAUGUUGUAAGAUAUGAAAUAAUCUAAAGGUUGGGGUAAUUUUUAUUACAAAUAUAUAUAAACAUAGGCCUACAUCAUAUAAUCUAGACGAGUGCAUUUAGAAACUGCAUCGAAAUAAUUCUACCUAUUAUUGAACUUUACUCGUAAAUUGUAAAUUA